Molecule: messenger RNA, 846 nt
Organism: Carya illinoinensis
Lineage: Eukaryota; Viridiplantae; Streptophyta; Magnoliopsida; Fagales; Juglandaceae
Exons: 3
Coding region: 1-846 (281 amino acids)
Source: RefSeq, a predicted model, not a curated record
AUGAAUGGGACAACUAAAGGUUUCUUUCCAGGAGGCCGUGGCAUAAGACAAGGUAAUCCAUUAUCUCCUUAUAUGUUUAUUAUUCAACAAGAGAUCCUCACUCGGAUGAUUCAUUGUAGCGUGGCUGAGCAUAGAUUUGGGCAAUUUCAGCAGGGUAGAGGUACGUCUAUUAUUUAUCAUUUGAUGUAUGCUGAUGAUGUGGUUAUUUUUUCUAAUGGGAGCCAAAGAUCGGUUCGGGAGCUUCUAAGUAUUCUAGGACAAUAUGAAAGAUGGUCGGGACAAGCCAUCAAUAAACAUAAGUCUGCUAUGUUUUGCUCCAAUAAAAUUUUCCAUUCACGGAAGAGACGUCUUCUUCGCACCACUAGUUUUGUAGAGGGUCAUUUUGCUCUCAAAUAUCUUGGAGUGCCCAUUAUAUUGGGUCGUCUUAAGCAAAUUCCUCAAGUUGUCAUAAAUAAGAUUCAUCAAAUGAUGAGUUCGUUCUUUUGGGGCGAGUUGAAUGGGAAGGAUAAGAAGAAAUGGGUAGCCUGGAAACAUAUGGGUAUGCCUGUGGCAGAAGGCGGUAUUGGGGUGAGGCUUCUUCAUGAGGUUCAGACAGUCUUGCACAUGAGUUAUAAAUGGAGAGUUAAAGAAGGAGAUAUUUAUUUUUGGUAUGAUAAAUGGUGGGAUAAUGGUCCUUUAAUAAAUGAAUUGCCUCUUGUGGGUCAACCUUUGAUGAAAAUCAAAGAAUGCCGUUUGUCUGAUGGAUGGGAUGUGAACUUGCUUGAAAAUUUAGUGGGAUUAGAGAAUGUUGAUGAUAUCCUUGUCUCCUUAUCUGGUCCUAAUUCGGGUAAGGAUGUUCUUGUCUAG